GGCACUUCUAGGGGCUCACGCUCCUUCAGCCUUUCAAUGAACCCUCGCCUGCGUUCCCGCCUGUACCAUGGUUGCUAUGGUGCCAUCGUGACCAUGGAGACCUCUGGUGCUACCUGUGAUAUCACAGGUUUAUUUUCUAUUGGUGUAGGCAUCCGUGGUUUUGAAAUGUUUGCUGAGAUGGAUUUGAAGGUCUUCAAGUCUUACAUUCUAAUCAAAGAAGCCAGGCACUGCAUGGACCCUGCUCUCACUGCAGCCAUCAUUUCCAGAGAAAGCCACGGCGGAACCAUCCGGCAAGACGGCUGGGACCACAAAGGACUUAAAUUUGGCUUGAUGCAGUUGAUAAAAAAAAUCCAUCAGCCUGUUGGUACCUGGGGCAGCAAAGCACACCUUUUGCAGGCUGUUGGGAUUCUCACAGACAGAAUUAAGGCAAACCAGAAAAAAUUCCCCACGUGGAGUGUGGCUCAAUACCUCAAAGGUGGUUUCUCAGCCUUCAAGUCAGGAACUGAAGCCACUGCCACCCCCGCGGACAUAGAUGACGUCAUCAGUGAUAUUAUAGCUCGAGCUAAAUUCUAUAAGAGACACGGCUUCUAGGCAAAGCUCUGUGGGUGGGCCAGGUUGGCAGGUGCUUAGAUGGCCCCUCUUUGAGGGUUUGAUAUGGUUGUGUUGUACCCAACACUGGCAAAGGAAUGGUCGCACUUACGACAGAAAAUUCAUUUCUCACUUUUCUUCAUGCAAAUAAGCAUAAAAAAAGGAAAAUCCACCCAGUUCACAUUACGGUUCCCAUGAAAUAUGCAUAAACAUACGCAUAAUUAUUGUGCAGUAAAUGUAAAUGUCAUAGUAAGUGACAUAUUCUUACCAUAUUCUUAAGAAUAAGUCCACAUAUUGCAGCAAGGCCUCA
Molecule: messenger RNA, 898 nt
Organism: Delphinapterus leucas (beluga whale)
Lineage: Eukaryota; Metazoa; Chordata; Mammalia; Artiodactyla; Monodontidae
Source: RefSeq, a predicted model, not a curated record